Molecule: messenger RNA, 1803 nt
Organism: Suillus subaureus
Lineage: Eukaryota; Fungi; Basidiomycota; Agaricomycetes; Boletales; Suillaceae
Exons: 13
Coding region: 84-1748 (554 amino acids)
Source: RefSeq, a predicted model, not a curated record
UCGCUCCGCCGUUACGGCGGCAGCGAUAGAGCAGACCAGGCUUCCUACUAUAAGUUCCGCUCUUCAAGAAAGAGACGUACUCUAUGCCUUCCAUCAGGAUAAGGAAGACUCCAUCUACAUAUGUUCUCCUCCCCGCCAGAUUCGACAAUGAUAUCGAGGCGUCAUCAUCGCGGCCCAUCACGGUACGUGGGCAGCGUAGUAUGGGCAGCAUUCCCAAACCUACUAAUGCUCACAACGCCCAAGUGAAUUCUGCUCCGGGCGACAAGCAACGUUUGAGGAGCCACACGACAAGUGGGGCGUUCGAGUCUGUCUCCCGCCCUCCCAUUAACCGUGAAAGGUCUGGGUCUAGAAGUAAGGUUGUUGAGCACGUUCUAGCCUCUCGCAGGCCAUCUGUUUCACCUCCCUUGCCGUCACGUCACGGUUCUCCUGCUGUAGACGGCCAUGGAACCAUCAGGGAUAGGUUACAGGUUUCUCAGACCGACAUUUCGACCCACAGCCAACCCAAUGUCAGGGCACCCGGUAUCACAGAAAGGGCACUCGAACUGCAGCAAAGCCAGCAGCUCGACGAAAGUAUUGUCCAUGAUGAUAUAGUGGAUCAUUUGGAUGUAAUUGAUCCUCAGGUCGCUACUGUAUCCAGUCUGGCCAACGCCGCCAAUUCUAUUCUAAUCCCUCCAUCGAGCUUCUACUCUCGAAAACCAGUAAUUGCGUUGUUUUAUCCGAGUGGGCGAGAAGGCCGGGACAUGGAAUCCGCUGGGCAUGCUCAAUUUGAAUUUGAUGACAUGGACGAAUCAUUAGACAGACAUGUCGAAGAUGUCCUGACCGGUCGAUCCAAGGUCAAGCGUACACUCCAGGGCGUUUGGUCGUUUUUGAAAACCCCGAUAGGCAUCAUAACGGGCAUUUACGGGUUUCUUGUUGUGUUCUGGGGAGCUGCGCUGGUGUUAUUUUUGCUGAAGUGGAUUAAUCUGCACAACGCAAAUACCCAGGGUUUUUGGGUUGAAGUAUGCUCUCAGAUCUUGUGUGGUUUGUUCACCGUCACCGGUAUUGGCCUGAUCCCUACGCGUGCUCUCGAUACCUAUAGGAUAUAUAAAAUUUGGCACUACAAGCGCAAAACAACGAAGUUACGAGAUAAAGCUGGUCUCCCUCAGCUAUUCGAUGUCGAUGACUUGCCCGAUCCUGCCUACGACCCUUCCUUUGUCCAUGUCCUCACUGAACGCGAGCAACAGGAUUUGCAUCAUCAACAGGUCAAGUUUCGUGAGAGUCAGACAUGGUACCGCCCACACGGUACUGUGACCCACCGAGCAUUUCCAAUCAAUACGGCACUCUGGAUAUGUCUCUUUAUCGAUGGAAACUCUGCCUUUCAGGUUAUGCUGUCGGGUUGCAUGUGGUCUAUGAACCGAUUUGAACGACCGGCGUGGACCACGGGAUCACUCAUUCCCGCGUCGUUUUUGUGCGGGAUAAUUUCUGCAAUAUUGAUUUGGCGAGGUGGAAAAUUGACCAGACGCACGGAGAAGAUCGAAAACACCCUACGAACGGCGCUUGCGAUGGACCAGUACGAUGGUCUUUUGCACGUGCCAACCACAAAUAUUUCGACAAAUUAUCCUAAUGAUUUCCCCGGGCAGAGCAGUACCACUGGUACAGAUGACUCGAACGCGUCUUCGGAGAAGCGUGAUGAUAGCGUUGCGAUCAGUGCUCCUCAUGCAGCGUCACCUACCAUCGUACAAGAAAUGACGAAAACCAUGAUGAAAUAGAUAACUCAUGAGCUUACUAUCAUACCUUCAUUCUCGUACUUUAGAUCUACGAGGC